Molecule: messenger RNA, 678 nt
Organism: Penicillium macrosclerotiorum
Lineage: Eukaryota; Fungi; Ascomycota; Eurotiomycetes; Eurotiales; Aspergillaceae
Product: Protein r.t1.c1
Exons: 4
Coding region: 1-678 (225 amino acids)
Biological process (GO): 'de novo' protein folding
Cellular component (GO): endoplasmic reticulum; endoplasmic reticulum membrane
Source: RefSeq, a predicted model, not a curated record
AUGAUUUGGACCUGGUGUUUGUUGGCAACGGCGACUGCCGCUAGUGUGGAUGAUUUAGUUGGCACUUGGACCACAAAGUCGCGCGAUGUCUUGACCGGUCCAGGAUUCUAUGACCCGCUCAAAGACCGAUUUCUCGAACCGAAUCUCACAGGUAUAUCAUACUCAUUUGAUGCCAAUGGAUACUAUGAAGAGGCAUUCUACCGCGCUCUGGCCAAUCCGGCCGACCCUUCAUGUCCCUCUGGAAUUAUGCAGUGGCAGCAUGGUUCUUAUGUCUUGCAGGCCGAUGGGUCUCUCAUCCUGACCCCGAUCGCUGUAGAUGGCCGCCAGUUACUCUCGGAACCAUGCAGACAAGGCGUUGGUAGUUAUACACGAUAUAACAACAGCGAGAAUUUCAAGGGAUUUUCCGUUUCUGUCGACCGAUACCAUGGCAUCCAACGCCUGGAUUUGACACAAGCCGACGGGAAGAUCAUGCAGCCGAUGUAUUUGGCCUACAAUCCGCCCAAGAUGCUUCCGACGACCACGUUGAAUCCGAUGCCCACGGGAUCCCACAAGAAGCGUGAUCUUGCUGGAGCUGGAUUCCACCUGGUUAUCAAGGAGGAGUUGAUCAAUCCUGAUCGGUGGUGGUGGCUUGGCGUUUUGAUGACCUCCCUUGGUGGAGUGGCAUUUUACUGCUCAUGA